UUCUCUCUCUCUCCUUCCUCCUCUCUCUCUCUAGCGCGACGUCUGAGCUCUGUAGUCCGUUCUAAAGUUGGUUUGUGGCGCCCCCGUGUGGUCAAAGAGUCGUACUGGAAUGUCUGAACUAAAGGAACUUCAGGAAUGAGCGUCAUUCAAAGAAAUGUUCCUGUGUAACAGAGACAGACAGACAUGUUGGUGGUAUUAACCUUCAUCCUCCUCUUCCACGUCAUCUCAGCCAUCCUCCUCUUCAUCAGCACCAUCAACAAUGCAUGGUGGGUGGCGUCUGCUCCAGGAGGCGACGUGAUUUACACUGAUCUGUGGUACUCCUGUAACGUAACAUGUGUCCCUGUCAAGAACAGCGCUUCCACUGACGCAGUCUAUCUACAGGCUGUCCAGGCCACUAUGAUCCUGUCUACAAUCCUCUGCUGCGUGGGCUUCUUUGUGUUCAUCCUUCAGCUCUUCAGACUGAAACAAGGAGAGAGAUUCGUCUUUACAGCCAUCAUCCAGCUAUUGGCUAGCCUGUGCGUGAUGAUGGGAGCGUCCAUCUACACGGCGGAGAGAGAAGGUUUUACGGAGGAGUCUCUGAGGAAAGGGGGGUACGGUUCAUCCUACGUCCUGGCUUGGAUCAGUUUCCCCAUGACCGUCGUCAGUGGACUCAUGUAUCUGGUGUUGAGGAAACGCAAAUAAUAAAAAACUCAUCUCUACAAGACCAAACAAACACAACGUCUAAAAUCUCCUGCCUGUAGGGAGAAGUGUUCAUUAUUUUCACCUCCACACGUUAUAAAUCUAAAAGAGGGAAGUGUGUUAACUAAGUCUGUUAGCUAAAAAGGUAACUCCCAAAAACGUUUAUUUUGUGUUGUUGUUGUUAAGAGCGUCUGUUUUUAAAAGACCCCAGUGUGGCGGAGAAACGUUUUCUCCACACUGUGUGGUUGGAAUGAGACUGGGACAUAUCAGACUGUUUUUGGCUGGGAUGGAGUUGGGGCCUUCCACGGGGACGUCAAUGCGGUACAUUUUAGUUUAAUAGACCAAUAAAAUGGUGUAUAGUUGAAAAAUACAUGAUGCCAGAACGAUGGUUAAGACUGAGCAGUACAACACUGUGUUAAGUCCUACUAGAGUAAACCUAGUGUAGAAGGUGGAAUAUGUAGGAUUGUUCGUCUGUCUGUCUCCCUCCCCCUGCCGGCCUGUCUGUCUGUCUCCCUCCCCCAGGCCUGUCUGUCUCCCUCCCCCUGCCGGCCUGCCCGUCUGUCUGCCUGUCUGUCUCCCUCCCCCAGGCCUGUCUGCCUCCCUCUCCCUGCCGGCCUGUCUCCCUCCCCCAGGCCUGUCUGCCUCCCUCCCCCUGCCGGCCUGUCUGUCUGCCUCCCUCCCCCUGCCGGCCUGUCUGUCUGUCUGCCGGCCUGUCCGUCUGCCUCCCUGCCGGCCCGCCUGUCUGUCUGCUUGCUGGCCUACCGGCCGGUCUGUCUGUCUGCUUGCCAGUCUAUCUGGUGAAAGAUGCUGAGGUUAAUAUCGAGGACAUUAAAGACUGGGGGGGGGGUAGGAUGAUCCACUAUCUAACUGGAAUAAAAACAGAAUGGAACCCUCUA
This is a messenger RNA of Salmo salar (Atlantic salmon), 1574 nucleotides long. The record is from RefSeq and is a predicted model, not a curated record. NCBI's taxonomy places the organism in Eukaryota, Metazoa, Chordata, Actinopteri, Salmoniformes, Salmonidae.